AUGAGUGUACCUACCUGGAAAACGUAUGACCACCUGCACUUAUGCCCAGUCUUCUGGCUCCUCUUCCCGGUGAUAAUAACCUUCUGCCUGCUGCCGGACAUUAUCUGGAGAAUAGCCUCGGAUGCCUGGUGGACUCGCAAAAUUGCUUUGAGUGGGGUUGAGCGGAUCAAGGAGAAGAGACAUCGCGCGCAUUGGAAGGCCAAGAUGUCGCGGGGCAAAUCCACUGCCGCUGCAGCCUCCCCCUCUCCCUCCUCCUUUAGCAAGACAUCGGCAUAA
This is a messenger RNA of Dibothriocephalus latus, 276 nucleotides long. The record is from the annotation of a GenBank genome assembly. NCBI's taxonomy places the organism in Eukaryota, Metazoa, Platyhelminthes, Cestoda, Diphyllobothriidea, Diphyllobothriidae.